Molecule: messenger RNA, 855 nt
Organism: Anopheles coustani
Lineage: Eukaryota; Metazoa; Arthropoda; Insecta; Diptera; Culicidae
Product: cytochrome c oxidase subunit 5B, mitochondrial-like
Exons: 4
Coding region: 103-462 (119 amino acids)
Biological process (GO): mitochondrial electron transport, cytochrome c to oxygen
Cellular component (GO): mitochondrial envelope
Source: RefSeq, a predicted model, not a curated record
CCAUCGACCGACGAGUUCAGAAAUCCGUGUGUUUCGCGAAGUGCGAUCCGAUCCAGCGAAAAAUCACUCUACAUUUACGCCGCGUACAAAGCAACCACACCAAUGGCGUCUCUGUGCGGAAGAAUGGUCCUGGCCGCGGCCAAGCGAAACGUGACCUACACCCCAGUUCGAUUUUGUAAAAUGAUGAACGACCCGAUCGAACACGCCACCGGUAUUGAGAAGCGUGAGCUGCUGGCCAAGCAAGCCGGUAACCCGGAUCCGUUCGAUAUGCGUGUGUUCAAGCGUGGACCGGGAACCAAGGAUACCCCCAACCUGAUCCCGUCGGCAUUCGAUGCUCGUCUAGUCGGUUGUGUCUGCGAAGAAGAUCAAACUUAUGUCCAAUGGAUGUGGCUGCAUCAGGGUCAACCGAAACGCUGCGAGUGCGGACACUGGUUCAAAUUGGUAGAAAAGGCCCCGGUCUAAAUGAAGGAAGAACUUUCCCUGCCACCGCUGUAGAAAUCAAAAGCAGACCCAAUUAAUAAUUAAAAUCUGGAGAGCAUUAACUACAACCAAUAAAGAAAUCCAGACCGUUAAAAACACGCCCCGCGCCUAUGUGACCUAGUGAAUUGAGUUCUUGCUGACAGGUUUGCUUAAAAUCUACAUCCAUCGCAUCUCGCUCCGUGUCUGUUUAAGAACUAAAAGUUUAUGUUCAAGAGCAAAGCGUUCGUGCGUGCGUGUGUUGAUCAGCAAGCUUUUGCGGACACCCAAAAGUCGACGGUCAACGUUUGGUUUAGCAAAAUGAUCACACAACUACAAACCAUGCGGCAGCAAUAUCGAUAGCAAAACAAAUUUAGUCUUAUCCAAUAAAAUCAUAAU